AAUUAAAAACUUAUGAAUAAAUAUCCAACUAAUGGUGAAAAUAUUAUCUUAACUGAAGAGAUGAAGCUUGAUGCCCAAAAUUACUUCUAUCGUCCUUAUCGCACAGGAAAUUGGCCUGGCACUAAGAUUCACUUUAAUUGAAUGAUGAUACACAACAGGAAGUAUCAUGGAAGAAUGCUCGAAGAUAUUAAUAUUUGUAUUACCAGAUGGCCUAAAGAUUCUGAGAAUACAUACUCUAGAUUUAUUUCUUCUUGAAUCUUUCUCUCUAUGUAUAAAUUUAAUGAAAGAAGUAUAUCUAAAUUUCUCAAAACAUUAAUUAUAUUUACGAUUUUAUAAAAAUAUGUAUAGCAGCUGGAAUAAACGAGUUAUGCAUAAGGCCAAAAAAACUCUGAAGAUAUUUAUGAAAUUAAAACAAUAUUGCCAUCAAUUAUAAGAAUUGUACUCCAUUUGAUAAAGGAACCAUACUUCUCCCAUAUAAAGUUUUGACAAAAACUAGCAACCACCUUUUACACCAGGAUAUGUUUAACUCCCUCACUGAGAUUUCAAAAUGUAUUUUGCACACAGAGAACAUAAAAAUAUUUCCUGACAGAAAACACUCUUCAAUAUCUCACCUUCCAAGAAUGCUAUAAUCCUUCAUUAAGUGAUUAGAUGGGCUCCCUUCCAGACUUGAAGUAAUUUUUGCUUUUUUACCUUAAUCUUCUCUUAUCGACACUCUCCUUAACUCAACAUCCCUAACCUAUAUCUCUGACUCCACUUUUACCCCAAAAUCCCCACCAAAACCUUCCCCUUCCCACAAACUCCCUCUGAAUCUCCCACUCACAAUCCACUCUCCCACUUGAACCCCAUCACCCCUCUUCCAAACACUCGAUCUCUUCUACCUCCGCUUAAAACCUAUUAUCUCAAAUUUCUACUACCAAAACUCCUUUUCUCUAUUUCUUCCUGGUUUAAGUAAUGCUGUGGCUAGUUUCAGAGGGAUCAGGAAGAAGAUAAGGAGUUGGAUGGGGAGGAAGGUUUAGAGGAUUAAGGGAGGGUAGAGG
Messenger RNA from Moneuplotes crassus, 1037 nucleotides. The record is from the annotation of a GenBank genome assembly. Lineage: Eukaryota; Ciliophora; Spirotrichea; Euplotida; Euplotidae.